Molecule: messenger RNA, 1347 nt
Organism: Ixodes scapularis (black-legged tick)
Lineage: Eukaryota; Metazoa; Arthropoda; Arachnida; Ixodida; Ixodidae
Product: alpha-tocopherol transfer protein-like
Exons: 5
Coding region: 387-1256 (289 amino acids)
Cellular component (GO): membrane
Molecular function (GO): phosphatidylinositol bisphosphate binding
Source: RefSeq, a predicted model, not a curated record
AUUACUUCUUGAGGCAGGGAGACAAAAAUACCCGUUGGUUGGCUGGGCCAUCUCAGGGCGCGAUAACCCUUCAAAGAAAGUGAAAGGUCGACCGCUUUGCUUACGCAUGUAACCGGUUUGCCGUCUGAGAUGCUCGGAAAGAUGCUUGCCGUCUGAGAUGCUCGGAAAGAUGCUACCUGCGUUGCUUGUCGUUUCAUGACGUGUUUAUGUAGAAAAAGAACGUUACAAAUUAGGUUUGCGUCAACAAGGUCGCAUCACUCCACUUAGUGCUUGCUGGUCGGUUUGACUGCGAGAAGUUCACUCAGGAUUCGACACUCGUGCGGGUUGGGCGCAUCGUACGACGAGCGUAGCCGACUAUUCCUGACUCGAAAGUGCGGGCAUAUAAAAUGAGAGGCGACUGCCUACCACCGGAGCUUCAGCUGAUCGCAGAAACCGAACUUCGAGAGACAGAGGAUGGGAAAAUUGAGUCGUUGGACAAGCUUAAUCAGCUGUUGGAUGAGGAGCCUGAUCUCCACUCAAGAAGGGAUGACGAAUUCUUGCUUCGCUUUCUUCGCGUUCGCAAGUAUAACGUCGAUACAGCACAGAAGAAAGUCAAGGAGUAUUACAAGACCCGAAAAAACUUCCCCUGUAUCUUCGAGAACUUUGUACCUUCGAAUGUCAAACUCGAUGUCAGAAAUAUGAUGAUGGUGUUCCCCCAACCAGAUAUUCACGGCCGGCCGGUGGUACUGUUAAAAGCAGGUGCCUGGAAUCCCCAGACUACUUCCUACGGCGAAGCACUACAAGGCCUAACCCUUAUCAUGGAACAUCUGAUACCUGACCCGGUGGUGCAAACAAAAGGUGUCACCUGCAUCCACGACUUUGGCGGAUUUACUGCGGACAAAGUUCUCUCCAUCAACUUCGGCCUGCUGAAGAUGUCCCUUCGGCUUUUCCUGGACUGUGUACCGGCACGAAUAAAAGCGACUCACAUCGUGAAUGAGUCGUACACUUUCGACAUGGCUUACGCUAUGGUUCGACCUUUCAUCAGCAAGAAGAUGGCAGAUAGGCUUCAUGUCCACGGAGCGAACACCGAAGGCCUCCACAAAGAAGUGCCCGUGGACAGCCUCCCCAAGGAAUACGGAGGACUCGGCCCUGACCUGGACUUCCAAGCCUUUUGGAACCGCCUGGAACAAGAGGAAGAGUUCUUCGUCGAAAAUAACCGCUAUGGAUAUACCGGGAAGGAAAGCUGUAACGACGAAAUCGAGGUGACGGCCUUCUAGAGAAAUGACAAGCGCGAAAUGACGUGUAAAUACCAGACCAACGACGGAGAAGAGACUAGCAGAUUUGAAACAAUAAAGGUAAAAUAAGGAA